AUGGCAAUACUCCUGUCGACUCUGACGAUUAUAAUCUUAGGUUUGUAUGGAAUUCACUGCAAUGAGGUAUGCAGCUUUAACCGCUUGUGCACUUGUAGAAGAUCCCACCAUGAAGUCAUAUGCCGAGGAGUACCAUUUUCAGCUUUCCCAAAUUUACCUACAGAAACUAUAUAUCAAGUUACAAUGAUACGUACGGGACUUGAAGUGCUUCCCAGCAAGUCAUUCGAAGGCACAAGUGUAGCAUCCUUACACUUAAUGCAGAACAAUAUAAUUAUUUUGUCUCCUGGUGCAUUUAACGGAUUAGAAAACAUCUUAACAACCCUUGAUUUGAGCCACAACCAACUUAGGCAAUUUCCAUUGUCCGUCCUGAGUCACCUCAAUAAUCUUCAGUGGCUCAAUCUACAAGGAAACCACAUUGAAGAUAUCCAUGGUGUCAAGUGGUCUCACCUCAACAGCAGAGUAACGUUGAAUACCUUGUUUCUGGGGUCCAACUACAUCGCAAGCAUUCAGGAAGGUGCCUUCGUGAAACUCAUCAACCUUAAUGUCUUGGAUCUGGACGGAAAUUUCAUCCACGAUGUUGGAAGUCACUGUUUCCCCCACUCCCUUCGAUCACUGUCUCUUGCCAAUAAUAUUCUGAAAAAAGUGCCUCUGCAUUCUAUUUAUGCUCUAAAAAAUUUGCGGUUCCUUGACAUAUCCGGAAAUCUUUUCCACAGACUACCUUGUCCUUUCCAUCUGCAUGUAACCCACUUGGACAAAAUGGACCUCAGCAAUAACCUGCUGACCCAUAUCACCGAAUGUGUUUUCAACGGAUCAUUCACCAUUAAAGAACUUCAUCUUGAUUUCAAUUUCAUACGUAGCUUAUCAGCUAGAAGUUUUAAAGGAACAAAACUCGAAAGAUUAAUGUUAGCAAAUAAUCGUAUAAGUAACAUCCAUUCUGAUGCUUUUGCAGGUUUGGAAACUACAUUGACGACUUUAGAUUUAAGUUUUAACUUGAUGGAACAGUUUCCAACUGCUGUUAACGAUCUCAAUGCCUUGUUGUACUUGUCGUUAAAAUCGAACUUAUUAAAAGGCCUCGGUAGAGGAGAUUUACACGGCUCUAGGAACAGCUUAGAAAUUUUGGACCUAUCUGGUAACAUGUUGCAGCAUGUUCCUAAAAAUACAUUAAAGCCUUUGACAAAGCUCAUGCGCCUCAGUUUACAGGAUAACCGGAUUCAGAAAGUUUACCGUGACGAUUUCGAAGGAUGGGGACAAAGCUUAACAACACUGAGUUUAGCAAACAACAAAAUGACGUAUUUAUCUGGAGGUGCUUUUGCUCAUCUCACGAAGCUGAAAGAGCUAAAAUUGUCUUUCAACAAUUUGAUGUACUUAGAUCAAAAUGUAUUUUCGCCUCUUAGAAAAACUUUGGAAGUACUUGAUUUAAGCUCGGCGUUUUCUCAAUCCAACCAUCCUUUGGAGUUGUUCAUCAGUAGUUUGAGUCAUCUUGAGUGGCUGCAGUUGGAUCAUAAUAACAUAUCUAGAUUAUCUUCCACGAGCGUCAAUGCAUUAUCUAAACUGCGUCAUUUAGAUAUUAGCAACAAUGAAAUGGUAGACAUUUCUCCGGAUUUUUUUGUAGCCUCAAAGCAUACGUAUCUUAGUGCCGUCCACAUCAGUAAUAAUGAUUUAAAGCUCAUCGAAAGUGGUACAUUUGAUAAUAUUUUACAUUUGUCAACUGUUGUUUUAUUUGGGAACAAAAUUUCCAACAUUGAAAGCUAUUCAUUUAACAACUGCAAAUAUCUGCACACUCUAGUAAUAUCUAAUAAUGAACUAGUAUCAAUAGGAAGUUCAGCGUUCAGCAACCUUACACGAUUGUCGAACCUCUUCCUUCAAGAUAAUCGUUUAGAGUCAUUUUCAUUUGAAAUGAUUCAAGGCGAAACACCUCCGCUAUACUUGAACCUUUCAAACAAUGCCAUAAAAUACUUAGCUAACGUAAACGAUUCAAUGCCAACGUACGCAAAAGUACGAAUUCUAGAUUUAACAUGCAAUCAAAUUUCUGUGAUACCCGAUUGUUUCUUUGAAACUAUAUCAAGAUAUUUGCUUCAUUUAUUUUUGUCCAAUAAUUUCAUUUCUGCUCUUCCACCAGUUGAGUUGUCAAGUUUACAAGUCUUGCAUCUGUCUUUCAAUGACUUCCGGAGCUUGAACUCGUCUGAUUUGGUGUGCUGUCCAAAUGUUCAAAUUCUGAAACUUGAUCAUAACAACAUAUCAUAUGUAGACGCUGACACAUUCAGACAUAUGAAGCACUUGCGAAUCCUAGAUCUUAGUUAUAAUGCUAUCUCAGAAGUAGAUGAAAAUAUAUUUUCAUCUACAAGCCUGGAAAGAUUGAACUUUUCGAAAAACUAUUUCACUCAAACGCCAACAAGAAGCUUGGCCUCAGUCCGAGAUACUUUAAGACACUUGGAUCUAUCUUUGAACCUCAUCGAGAAUAUAUCUGUUGACAGUUUUUCGAGACUUAACAAACUUCAAGCCUUGAAUUUGUCUUCCAACCACAUAUCUUUCCUUCAUGAAAAGAGCUUUCACCAUUUGAACAAUUUACUGGAGUUGGACUUAUCACAUAACCCCUUAAAAGCAAUUGCAAAUGACGAACCUUUCAGUUCUCUAACCACAUUAUCGUCUCUACACAUGCGUAAUACUAGUCUCAUAUCCAUAACCUCUCUACCACUGCCGCAGCUAAAGUACUUAGAUCUAAAGGAUAACUACAUUUACAAUCUAUCUCAAGAAGUAUUCAGCAUAACUGAUCACAUUCAUUAUUUGGAUUUGUCCGGAAACUUGCUGCAAGAUGUUCCGCUGCAUUUGUGGAGAAAAACUAAGAAGUUGGUUUCUUUAGACAUAUCCCGCAAUCCGGUUGAAGUCUUAGGCGUCAAUAGCUUUUCUGGAUUGGAAAAGUUACAACAUUUGGACAUCAGUGGAUUGUUGCUCAAAAGGUUGGAUCCUAGAACACUUUAUAAUUUGAAAUUUCUAAUCACAGUAAAGACCGACUCCUAUGCAUCUGUGAGAUCUUUCCGUCUUCAAGAUCUACUCUCUCAGGCUCCUGCUCUUAGAAAAGUCACAAUAAACGUAGAGGAAUCAACACUAUCCCACCAAGUGCAAGGAGCUUUCGGCACCAAACUGCGAGAACUAGUCAUCACAGGUCUGAAUCUUCAGAGGAUACUGCCUGACGCGUUUUCCGGUCUUUCCACGCAUGAGCUAACUAUCCGGAUUUGUGGAACCACCGUGAAUAAAUUUCCUGAUGGAUUAUUGCGAUACUUGCCGGAUGUCAGGUAUUUGACUCUGGAUUUGAGGAAUAAUCAGCUAGCCACAAUGGGCCCUGGUGUUUUAGCUGCAAUAGCGAGAGAUGGGCCUGAUGUGCUUCAAACGCAACACAUAUCAGGAGGAGUUCUGCUAGAGGACAACCCAUGGAACUGCAGUUGCGAAUUGUUGUGGCUGGGAAGGUGGCUGAGACGUUGGCUGCGAGAAACGUUCCACGUCCAUAUGCUAAAUGUGGAGGCGGCUCUUUACGUUAACAGCGUCUCAAGAAAAGCCACCUGCUCCGUGACAGGCACAAACAUUAGUCUCGCAAUAGUCGAAUUGCGUUCUACUGACGUGGACUGUGAAGUCAAGGUCAAUAGGUCAUCGCAUCUUCUGAUAAACUACGUAAAUCCAUUAAUUGUCGUAAUGGUGGCACUUUCUUCCAGUUACUUUUAUUUCGCUCAAAUAUGGACUGAACUGAACACAUAUUUAAUUAGGUAGUUCAAAUAGAAUAUUUAUUAUUUAUAUGUAAU
Molecule: messenger RNA, 3794 nt
Organism: Uloborus diversus
Lineage: Eukaryota; Metazoa; Arthropoda; Arachnida; Araneae; Uloboridae
Product: chaoptin-like
Exons: 4
Coding region: 1-3762 (1253 amino acids)
Cellular component (GO): extracellular matrix
Molecular function (GO): protein binding
Source: RefSeq, a predicted model, not a curated record